AUGGUUGCUGUUGCUAGUGCUGUUAACUUAUCUGCUCAAAUUAAUUGUAUACCUAUGCUUAAUGGGACAAACUUUAAGGCCUGGAAGGAAGCAAUUGAGAUAAUUCUUGGCUGCAUGGAUCUUGAUCUUGCAUUUCGGGCUGAGAAACCCACUCCAAAUCCGGAAAACCCGGAUGAGGAUAAGGGCUCUAUUUCUGAGAGCCACAAUGCUAAAGGUUUCCUUGAUGCCAUUGAGCAGUAUUUCACCAGUAAUGAGAAAGUUGAUGCAAGUAGUUUGCUUGCUAAACUUAUCUCUAUGAGAUACAAAGGUAAAGGAAACAUAAGGGAGUACAUUAUGGAAAUGUCUAAUCUCGCGGCAAAACUAAAAGCACUAGAGUUAGAGCUGUCUGAUGACUUGCUCGUGCAUCUAGUUUUGAUUUCUCUUCCUACACACUUUGGACAAUUCAAUGUGAGUUAUAAUACUCUGAAAGAUAAAUGGACCUUGAAUGAAUUGAUUUCUCACUGUGUGCAAGAGAAGGAAAGGCAGCAAAGAGAAAAGACUGAAAGUGCUCAUUUAACGUCAAACUCUCAGAAUAUGAAGAGAUCGAACGAAUAA
Molecule: messenger RNA, 594 nt
Organism: Cajanus cajan (pigeon pea)
Lineage: Eukaryota; Viridiplantae; Streptophyta; Magnoliopsida; Fabales; Fabaceae
Source: RefSeq, a predicted model, not a curated record